This is a messenger RNA of Scheffersomyces stipitis CBS 6054, 999 nucleotides long. RefSeq names its product S-formylglutathione hydrolase. Gene Ontology annotation, molecular function: S-formylglutathione hydrolase activity. Gene Ontology annotation, cellular component: cytosol. Lineage: Eukaryota; Fungi; Ascomycota; Pichiomycetes; Serinales; Debaryomycetaceae. The record is from RefSeq and is a predicted model, not a curated record. The coding region runs from base 37 to 906 and encodes 289 amino acids. The transcript has a single exon. Gene Ontology annotation, biological process: formaldehyde catabolic process.
UUCAGAAACUCCAAUUUGCCGAUAGAUUCCACAAGAAUGAGCUUUACCACCACCGCUGAAAUCGCCCAAUUUGGCGGAAAAUUAUACAAAUUGUCGCACAAUUCUGUUACUACCAAGACUAAGAUGGAUGUGAAUGUCUUCGUACCCUCGAAGAAAGAUGAAUCGACAAAGCUUCCUGUGUUGCUCUAUUUGUCUGGACUCACAUGUACGCCCAACAAUGCAAGCGAAAAGUCCUUUUUUCAGUAUUUUGCAGCUAAAUACGGUUUUGCCAUAGUAUUCCCAGACACUUCACCUCGUGGAGCCAACAUCGCCGGAGAAGAUGAUUCGUGGGAUUUCGGUACGGGUGCCGGUUUCUAUGUUGACGCCACUACUGAUCCUUGGAAAAACAACUACAAAAUGUACUCGUAUGUCCACGAGGAAUUGCAAUCUGAAUUGGCGUCACAAUUCCCUGAUUUAGACUUUUCUAGAAUCUCCAUUACUGGCCAUUCUAUGGGAGGAUUUGGUGCGUUAUCGGGAUUUUUGAAGAAUCCCGGAAAGUACCAAUCAGUCAGUGCCUUUUCCCCUAUUUCUAACCCACUGACUUGUCCUUGGGGAGAAAAAAACUUUGGAAACUACUUGGGCCCAGACAAGGAAGCCUGGUACAAAUACGAUCCUACUCACUUGAUUAAGGAGUACAGCCACGAAAACCAACCUACCAUCUUGAUCCACCAAGGAAAAAGCGACGGCUUCUACAAAGAUAAACAGUUGCAACCAGAGAUAUUUGAGGCUGCUGCCAAAGAUGCUGGCUACAAAGGAGGUGUAGACUUGAAUAUCGUAGAAGGCUAUGAUCAUUCGUAUUUCUUCAUCGCUACCUUUGUGGAAGACCAUGCCAAGCACCAUGCUAAGUAUUUGGGUUUGGUUGAAUGACUAGCCGUGAAUCGGUCCAGCAAGAUAUGAAAGGACGACCCUUGCCAUAUAUAAGUCUUAGAGAUGCUAGAUAACUUAAGUAAAAGACACGUC